Ostertagia ostertagi is the source of this 444-nucleotide messenger RNA. NCBI's taxonomy places the organism in Eukaryota, Metazoa, Nematoda, Chromadorea, Rhabditida, Trichostrongylidae. The record is from the annotation of a GenBank genome assembly.
AUGCCUUUUGUAAACGAUUCCGAUUCUUCAUUCGACGCUUUUUAUGCUGCUCGUACGCCUCGGUCUAUCUACUGCUUUUUAGAUAUUGAUUGCUACUAUCAGAAGCGAAAGAUGGGAAGCCGGCCACAGUCACGCGACGAGACGUCUUUUCCAGCUGGGAACACUACAAGCUCUUCGUGCACAUCCGAACGACUUGGAGCCUUUGGCGCUUUGCAACUUGAUUAUCCUACUGAUUAUUCAUCUCAGCGCCGCACAAUGACUGAAUAUCCUCACGUGUCUCGGCCCACCGAGUUGCGAAACAUGGAACCGUCCGUAGCCAAUGACGAACGUUACGAUCCCCACUUAUCAGCAGGAACGCGUGGGAGUGCAGGGUCAACAAGAGUGCAACACCAAGGCGAGACCCCUCUUCUCAGACAGCCAUACAUGUCCUCCUACCCUUCAAAC